AUGCCAGUCACGCUUGACCAAGUCGAGUACUCAGAGGCGACCACGGUCGCCGCCGUGACCGACUUCUACGCAUUCCUGACCAAAAUGUACCUUCCCGAGUCGGCCAUCGUGCACCCGCCGCCAGGAGGAUGGCCCACAUUGACCUCUGAUCUGUCGGAACUGGGAAAGUCGGACGAGGUGCUCAGCCUGCUCGCCCACCUUCCGUACGUCCGCCAGGGUGAUGAUCUUGACGAGGGAGAGAUACCGGAAGUCACACCCGGCGGCCGCUGGAUCGACUGGCACACGUCCGGCAUCUGGGUGCGCGAGGGCCGCAGCGACAUUGACGAGCUUCGCACCAUCAGCGAAGGCCCCGCCAUCAUGGAGAACGUGCCUGAGCACGUCGUCGGCCUGACAAUGAGCGAGCACCACGUCUUUCUGCUCGACACGGAACUCGGCAUCGUCUACUGGCCCGAGUGUCCCGGCCGCCUCCGCGACGGGCCCCGCUGCAUCGAGGACGACCCGUAUGACUACUGCGACGAUGACGAGGACGCAGAGUGGCGGGCCGACGGUGCCGCCUGGUCUGUCGCUGACUUCUUCAAGGUGCUCAAGGCCCAGUACCGCACGCUACGCUGGGUUCCAUGGAACGAGUACGAGGUCUUGGAUUCGGAGAGCACGACGAGGCGUCCCAUACCGGCGCUUCAGGAGGUUUUCCGCCGCCACGGCUGGCCAAAUUCGCCACAGUAUCGCAAAGAGGACUGCUUGGAGGAGACGAAGGCGGUCAUGGGUGCAGCGGAGCAGGGAGGCGAAGAGGAGGGGAGCGAUGAAGACGGCGCUUAG
Molecule: messenger RNA, 816 nt
Organism: Colletotrichum chrysophilum
Lineage: Eukaryota; Fungi; Ascomycota; Sordariomycetes; Glomerellales; Glomerellaceae
Exons: 1
Coding region: 1-816 (271 amino acids)
Source: RefSeq, a predicted model, not a curated record